AAACUCGAUAAAAGGGACUUUUGCCGGGCUCCCAUUUAGAAGACGCGAAUGCCUAUAAGGGCUGUCUUAAUUCCAAGUGUUGGCGUAUUUUUUUUUUUUAAAAGUGACGAAGCCACGGCACCUUAUCUCUCCUCACCAGGCUCAGCUCUUCGACUUCAAUACUAUCUGGCAGUUGUCAGAUUCCAACAGCAUUUGAUGGAUAAGUACAAAGCGGAGGAUCUUGACGAUGUGAAAAAUGAAGUGUGAAGAAGGGCGGUGCAAGGGUCGCUCUCCCCGGCCCCCAGCGAGCCGACGGCGGAGACCCCCGCGGAGGAGGAGGGGGAGCGGCUCCCGCGGAGGGGCGACCGCCCGGCGCCGGCCCCGCGGUCCCGGAGGCGGGCGGCCGAUGGGUCCGGUCACCGGGAUGACCCCCGACGGGAGCGCCGAGACGCCCGGGGCCGAGAAGGCGGCGGGCCUGAGCCAGGCGGACGGGGCGGGCGGCCCCCCCGAGGCCCUGGCCGCCCCCCGGCCCCGGCCCGGCCCGCCGGCCAGCGCCUGCCCGGACGAGGAGCUGACCAACCUGAACUGGCUGCACGAGAGCUCCAACCUGCUGACCGACCUGAGCCUCGGCAGCGCCGGCCUGUCCCUGGUGGGCCCGCUGGACGGCCCGCCCGACGGCCCCGAGGGCCCCGUCCCGCCCCGCUCGCCCGGCCCCGGGACCAGGUCGCCCACCGCCAAGCCCCCCUACUCCUUCAGCCUGCUCAUCUACAUGGCCAUCGAGAACUCGGCCAGCAAGUGCUUGCCCGUCAAGGAGAUCUACAGCUGGAUCGUGGAGCGCUUCCCCUACUUCGGCACGGCGCCCACGGGCUGGAAGAACUCCGUCCGCCACAACCUCUCCCUCAACAAGUGCUUCCGGAAGGUGGAGCGGAGCCGCGGCAAGGUGAACGGGAAGGGUUCCUUAUGGUGCGUGGAUCCGGAGUAUAAACCCAACCUCAUCCAGGCUCUGAAGAAGCAGCCUUUCCCGUCGGCGUUUGCAUUUUAUACCCCGCCGGCGUCUCCGGAAAGCAGCUCAUCGCCUCCUCACUUCCUAACGUCCACGCUGAAGCGGAACCAGGGACGGACGCUCAAAGAGUCCGAUUUCGACGCCGCCGCUGCGAUGAUGCUGUUAAAUUCUUCCAUCGAGCAAGGGAUUUUGGACUGCGAGAAGCCCCCGCCCGCCAAGGCGGCCCCGCCCAAGAAGAGGAGCCACGGGGGCGGCGCCUCCGGCCCCCCGCCCGCGGCGCGGCCCCGCGACGGCGACUGCCCGGAGGGUCCCGGCGGCGGCCCCCAGGAGGACCACAACUACAGCGCCAGCGCCGCCGUGCCCGGCCCGGCCGCCCCGCCCGGAGACGGCAGCGACGGCUUCCGCGGCGGCGACGACGAGGAGGACGACGAGGAGGAGGACGGGGAGGACUACCGCGGCGGCCCCCCGGCCGCCGGGCGGGCCCCCCGCCCGUGCCCGCGGAGGUCCGGCCCGGGCCCCGGGCGGAGCGGGAAGCGGGCCCGCGGGGAGGGCGGCCAGGAGAUCGACGAGGAGCUGAAGGAGGCGGCCGGCUCGCUGCUCCACCUCGCCGGCAUCCGCACCUGCCUCCUAAGUACUGCCAAGGCCCGCAGCCAGAAGCAGCGGAGAAAAUAGGGCGGGGGGCGGGCGGGGGGGACCGGGGGCGCCGGGACGGGGGAGACCUCCGCGGUCAUCGCUCCUUCCCCGCGCCCCGCGCGGGGCAAUACCCUUCUCCUCUCGAGGCCCCCCGGGGGGGAGAUCAAAGCCAUAACGGGCCCCUUAGCUUUGGGGAGGGAGGGGGCGGGGCGCGCGAAGAUGGGGUGCUGAUUACACUUGGGAUUCCUCCCCUCCCCUUCCUCCCCCCGCCCCGACGUUUUACGUUAUUUUCGGGUCCGUUUAAAUCACUGCCGAGGGAAGGUUCCCUUCGCGAUCCCGAGUCCGACGGACGCCCGUCGGCCGGAAAGCCGGGCCUCCCCCCUUCCGCCCCUUCCUCCCCGGAACGCGAGCCGGGCCGCCCGCCCUCGGGGCCGGGGGCCGCGCUCCGCCUCCUUUCUCUUCUCACUGCCCAGCGGACGGACGGGAAACGGGGCCGGCUCGGGGCGAGGCCCCGUCUCCCUCCCCUCCCUCCGUUUCCCCCCUGACUCCACCCGCCGGGGUAAAGCGGGGUCAGGGGGUGAGGGUUCUCGGGACUCGCUCCGUCGGGCCGAAGCGGCGCGCGUUCGGUCGGCGUCGGGAGGAUCCGGGACGGGAGAGGUCCUUCUCCCCGGUCGACGGGCCGGAUGGAGUUAGGUCCCUUCCCCGUGUCCCUCGUCUCCCCGGGACGGCCCCGGCCCCGGAGCGGCGGGUUCGGCCGGGGAUUCCGCCCCUCGGCGUCGCCGGGGGACCCGGUCCCUCGCGGAGGUGUCGGGCGGGCCUCGCGCCGGCCCCCGGGCGCUAAGGAGAGCUCUCGACUCUCUCCCCGCCGGGGUCCUAGCCGGAGCGAAGCCGGACCGAGGACGGAAGGGCUUUGCCGCGGGAAACGGCGGGAGGGAGUUUGGGAGCGAGGCCGCGGAGGGGAGAGGUCUGGACGCCGACCCGAGCGGGCCAGAGGGUGACCCGGCACGGCGGGGAGCGGGGCUCGGCCCGCACGGAGACCUCCCUUCGGGUCCCCGGUCGCCGGGCCGGCCGGGCCCGGGGCGGACCGGAGCUGAGGGCUUAGCGACGGCGGGUCUCGCCGACGCGGGCUCCGGCCGGCGCGGCCUCCCGUCCCCCCGCCUCGGACGGCGUUCCUGUCUUCCUUUUCGGAUCGAUUCCCGGGGCCCGAGGGUGCGGCCGGAGGCGCCCCCCCGUCGCGGAGGCGACGGUGGGACGCCCAAGUGGCCGGGGAGAACCCUCCCCGCGCUCCGUCGGCGGGGGAGAAGGCGGCGAACGGCCCCGAGCGCCAUUCUUUGGCGAAAGCCCUGGGCCCGGCGGGCCGCCGGAGGCCGUGGAGGGCGCUGAUAAGAUAGGCGUGGCGCGAGCCAAAUAGCCAACCGGCCCCCAGAGCACGUAGCGACCCGGCAUACGCCGGAAGAGCCUCGGCUCGGAGCAGCCGGCUAGGGGGCCGGCGCGGUGCGUUGCGCGUGACUCCGGGCUGGGGAGCCGCGGAGAAGACCGGGCAUCCUCUCAGCGCCCACCGCCGGGGUCCCUCUUGACUCUCCGCGGUGACCGUCGAUCCCCUCGCCGGGCAGAUCCGACCCGCCGACGGAUCCUACGCCCCCUUCCCGGGGCCGAAGGCAAAGCCCCACGGCCCUCGGGGCCGGCGGGGAAAGCGAGGGGCCCGUCUCCGCCCUCCGUCCCCACACAAGAAUCCGCCGCCGCGUUUUUCGACCCGGCGCCACUCAUCCCAGGGAGAGGCUCUUUUGUAUAUAGUUUAACCUAGUGACUAUUAUUUUUUCCCCUUUCCUGGGGGCCGGGGGGGAGGGGACGCUUUCCGUGACACGAUGUACAGGGUCGGUAUCGGACGGUCUGUACAAAUCCGGGUUUCUCAACGGACCGGGAGGUCCGUUCGAAUCCGGUUUUUUAAUUGGUUUUUUUUUUUAAGAGGGGAGGAAGCUUCCGGGAGGGGAGCGGGGUGAGGGGUGGGCAAGGGAAAGGUCGGAGAAGACGGGGGAGAAGAGCGGGCAGAGCGACGGGAGUCCCCACGGCACGCUUUUUUGCUUCCAAGAAACGUCACGGCCCCUCUCCGGCCCCUCUCGGGGCCGGCUCCGCCCCGGCGGCGUGGAGAUCUACCGGCCGCGUUCGUCCGCCUCGCGCCCGCCGUCCUUCCCGGUUCUUUUCCUCCCGCCUGCUCGACUGCCAUUUUUUACCUUCCGUUGUGAUCACCGUACGUUUCUUAAUCAACUACAGUGCUUAAUUUAAAAGUAUUACGUUGCCAUCCUCGCGAUCCCAAACCGUCGAUGAUUGCCAAUUCAUCGGAACUGUUAUUUAUUCGGAGCAGAAAGUGGGAGGAAGCUUUCUGAUCGGAGCAUUUUUGAGUCCUUGACCCAGAUCCCUUCUCUCUAGUCUCUCCCCUGGCAGCGCGGAGGCCGGGGGGGUCGUCUGAGCGGCCAGCGGAGAUCUGACCGGGUACGGUUGUACCUCUCUUCGGUUCCACGUCUCUGGCUCGUUUUCAAGACAACUUACAGAUAUUUAGUUUUUGUAUCUAAUCUCUGUUAAUUAAGAUGUUUAUAAAGUUUAUUUUUACCAAAGAUAUGCAAUUCGUUAUGAGAAAGUAUUGCAAAAAAUAAAAUUGGUUUUAUAACA
Molecule: messenger RNA, 4282 nt
Organism: Ornithorhynchus anatinus (platypus)
Lineage: Eukaryota; Metazoa; Chordata; Mammalia; Monotremata; Ornithorhynchidae
Gene: FOXN2
Product: forkhead box N2
Exons: 6
Coding region: 236-1654 (472 amino acids)
Biological process (GO): regulation of DNA-templated transcription
Cellular component (GO): nucleus
Molecular function (GO): cis-regulatory region sequence-specific DNA binding; DNA-binding transcription factor activity
Source: RefSeq, a predicted model, not a curated record